CACUAGAUCCUGCUUGAGUUUCGUUGCAACAAGCAGUGUGGUUCAUACUACAGACGGUCUGUAGAGAGAGCAAAACCACGCAACAGUCUACCCCUAACCCACAGGAAGGAGCAGCUACCCGCGCAGUGUCAGAGCGUUCUGGUUUAUUUUACCGAUGUGACAACAGGAGCUGAGCUGCAGGUUUGAACACUUGGCUGUUCGUUUGGAGGAUCUAUACAGCUGGACAUGGAUUAUUGGUGCCCGUCUUCACCGCUUUGGAUUUAGUUAAGACACCUCACACUCCUGCGUCUCCUCCCCGGUGAAGUGUGUGCGCCAAGAACAGGUGGAUCCUGUUUAUGUGCUCAGCUUUAUCCGACCCAGUUCAUCCACCUUUCACCUUUAUGGGGAACCAGGUGGAGAAACUAACGCAUUUAAAUUACGCAGAGGUGCCAACGUCGGAUCCAAAUGGGUUCGACCCGGAUGACGACGGACCGCGGAUAGGGGUCUCUUAUAUUUUCUCCAACGACGACGGAGACGACGAUCAGGAUGAAAAUUUUGACCACUUUGCGUCGGUCAACCACGCAGCGAACCACGAAGAGAAGCCCUUCGACCCUCAGGAUGAGCUAGAGUGCGCGAUUUAUUACCGAGAGGAGUGCGUAUACGAGAGAGACAUCGGAGCCGCCACGCUCUCACCGGAAAGUCUCCUGAACAAGUGCCGACCCGGAGACCUGCUGGAGUUUGUUGCCACUGGACAGUAUCCACACUGGGCUGUUUACGUCGGGGACUUCCAGGUGGUUCACCUGCACAGAGCUGAAAUAAAGAACAACUUUCUCACAGACGUGAGCCAGGGCAAAAAAGGCAGGAUAGUGAACAGCCUCUACAGGUACCGUGCGCUCCCGCCGGAGUCAAUCGUGCGCAACGCCCUGGAUCAUGUUGGGUCGAGAGACAGAGAGCUGUACUGGAGGAACUCUGAGUGUUUUGCCGCCUGGUGCCGUUUUGGCAAACGGGAGUUCAAAAUCGGUGGGGAGAUAAGGAUAGGAAAGCAGCCGUACAGGUUAAAAUUACUCUUUUCAGAGAAGAAGAGUCACGUCCUGGAGUUUCAGAGCCUGGAGGACGUGAUCAUGGAAAAGAGGAGGAACGAUCAGAUUGGCAAAGAUGCUGUGACGCAAGAGCUGUCCAACCACCUGAACACAACAAAUGAAAUCAAAGAGGAGCGUUUUGUUGACUGAUGGUUGAAUCUCUGGUCGUCCGAGGCGGAUUUGUGCUGAAGGAGAUGAUCAGUUCUCAGUUUUGAUCCUUUAAAACAACAUGUGUCUUGUUGAGGAAGCUUUUUUUUUCCAAGUGUCAACCUUUGUCUGUGGACUUGGGUACAUGUGCAAACAAAAGUGAAUCUUUAGAGAGAGUUAAAAUUCAGAUUUUUUUGUUCUCCAAAAUGAGUGGAAAGCCCUGACAUCUGUGGUGACACUUAAAGGUUCUUUUUCGAGUGCAUGAGAGCAGAUCGCAAGGGCCAAAACAAAAUUCCCACUAGUUGAUUUGCAUCGGAAAUGAGUAGAAAAUUGCACACUGGAAAAUGUCCUCCCUCCUUUUAAAGAAAAAUGAGAUUUUUGCACACCCCAACCCAAAAAAUGAAGUCACUUGUAACAUUUGCAAUCGGAGCUGCACCUGCAGUCUAAGCAUUUGGGGAUGAAGUCAGAAUUUAAUUGCCCAUAAUUAUCUUUCUAACCCAAUGAAUCUUUGCACAGAGGAGCAAAACAUCUCCAAUGUACUUGUACCUGACGAGAGUGCUGAAAGUGCUCGCUCCUGUACAACUCAGGUGUUGGAGAUCAAUACAGAGUGGAAGAGAGAGUACUUGCUUUUAUUAUAAUGUGUGUGUCCAGCUUGAGGAGCCUGUUCUGUUACUUUAUAUCCAAACAUCACACAGCUUUGCCCACUCUUUGCCUACCACAUGGACACUGUUCACAGCUAUGGACAGUGCACUUGUAUUGAUCCAUCAACAGUUUAUUUUUUUGGAAAAAAAGAUGUUUGUAUGAAGGAAUAUGGAAAUAAAUAUAUAUUUGAACAGUAAA
Molecule: messenger RNA, 2045 nt
Organism: Larimichthys crocea (large yellow croaker)
Lineage: Eukaryota; Metazoa; Chordata; Actinopteri; Sciaenidae
Gene: lratd2b
Product: LRAT domain containing 2b
Exons: 2
Coding region: 336-1208 (290 amino acids)
Source: RefSeq, a predicted model, not a curated record